Salvia hispanica is the source of this 489-nucleotide messenger RNA. The record is from RefSeq and is a predicted model, not a curated record. NCBI's taxonomy places the organism in Eukaryota, Viridiplantae, Streptophyta, Magnoliopsida, Lamiales, Lamiaceae.
AUGCAGCGGGAGGCGGCAGCGGCGGCGCGGGUCCCUCGGCCGAUACGACGUCGGAAGUAUGUCCCGCGCGAGCACGACGUAGCUCACGAACGUCUGUUCGCAGAUUAUUUUGCCGAGCAACCACGGUGGGGCCCGAAUGUUUUUCACCGCCGUUUUAGAAUGAGCCGAGAUCUUUUUCUCUGCAUUGUGCACGCGUUGGAGGGACGUGAUGAGUACUUCCAGUAUAGGAAAGACGGCAUCGGCAGACCCGACUUACGCCGUUGGAGAAGUGCACGGUUGCAAUCCGGCAGUUGGCCUAUAGCAUAUGUUCGACGAGUACCUUCACGUCGGGAGACAACUGGUCGCGAAUGUCUAAAGAAUUUUUGUAAGAUAGUUGUGGAGGCUUUUGGCGACGCAUAUUUGAGACGCCCGACUGCGGAUGAUUGCCGGAUCCUGAUGUGGAUGCACGAGACGGUGCACGGCUUCCACUGGGAUGCUAGGGAGCAUUGA